AAUACGAACUUUUUUAUUCCUUUCUCCACCCCAGUGCCAGUGGGAGUGACAGUGUUCUUCUCCCUCUUGGGCAAGAUGGCCAUCACCGCCGCCUUCCACCUCAUCUGGCUCUUCACAGCUGAGUUGUUCCCCACAAAGUACCGUUCGCUUGCGGUUGGGGAGGCAAGUGUGUGCGCGAGGGUGGGCAGUAUCUGCUCGCCUUACAUCAACGACAUUCUGGGCGAAGUGGUGACGUGGGCGCCCUCUGCCCUCUUCGGCAUCGUGUCCUUGAUAGCGGCCGGUCUCUCCCUCCUCCUGCCAGAGACCAAGAACCGGGAACUCCCUGAGACGGCCGAUUUCUUCGAGAAAAAGGGGGAGAGCAACGCAGCUUACGAGGCGGGCGAGAAGGGCCAGGACGAGGGGAAAGUGGAGCUGUCGUGAGGGGAUUCGGUCAAGGGUUGUUCCUUCUCGUCGUCGUCGUCGUCGUGAGGGAAUUCAAUCCUUUCCAGUUCGGUUGUGACUCUGCUAUAAGAGCGUUUGUUUCCUUUAGUGUAAGCUCAGUAGCGCGAUUUGUGGUUAUGUGAGCUUUAGCAGUUAAUCUGAGGACAUUUACAUUGCCUGAAUUGUUAAGGUGUAUUCACUGAGGCCACUUUAUGAUGCAAACUGUUUUUAACUUAGAUAUAGACUGUAUAUUGAUUACUAAACUGUUAUAUAUAGAUCUGAAUAUACUCUAUAAGUUUCUACACUUA
Molecule: messenger RNA, 728 nt
Organism: Penaeus chinensis
Lineage: Eukaryota; Metazoa; Arthropoda; Malacostraca; Decapoda; Penaeidae
Product: organic cation transporter protein-like
Exons: 2
Coding region: 76-420 (114 amino acids)
Molecular function (GO): transmembrane transporter activity
Source: RefSeq, a predicted model, not a curated record